AUGUCAAUCAGAGCCUCAGACGACUGCGGGAACACGGUGGACGGGACACUGACCAUCGAGGUGACCAACCAGGAUCCGACUUUCAGCAACCUGGACCACACUUUAUCGCAACCCAAGGGAGACUUCUCCGUCUCCACGACUGUCUACACCGUCCUGGCCACCGACGUGGACUCGGGAACAGACGGAGACAGCGUGACCUACAGCUUGACCUCUGUCACGCCCACUGCCGAUUUCUCCAUCAAUUCAGGCACCGGCGCUGUAUCUCCGAGCACCUCGGCUCUGACACUAGGCACGUACACCCUGAGUGUGAUGGCGUCUGAUUGCUGUGGGGGGACGGCCAACGGGACGCUCACCAUAGAGGACGGAGACGACAUCACAUGUAGCGUAAGCUCCUCCCCUUCAGGUCCAUUCAGCACCAAAUUCGUGUACGACAAUGGAAACCUGACGAGCGCCGUGAUCCUCCAAGCCUCCCCCUCUCUCUCCGCCUCAACAACGUCAAGCUAUGAACUAACAGUGACGUGCCAGGACACCAGCAGCGCAAGCGAUUCGAACACACUAUAUGUCUACGUCACCCAAAACAGCGUACCCGUCAUCUCUAACCUGCAAAACAUGACGACCAUCUCGUCCAACUUGUCCUCCGGAAGUGAGGUCUUCAGAGUCUUGGCAACAGAUCCGGAAGGGGAUCAGACGUUCUUUUCUUUGACUUGUGUCACCCCUGCGUCUCCGUGCCCUUUCCAGAUUUAUUCUACAGGAGCGAUUCUCUUGUCUAGCUCUUUGACCGGGACCUCAACAGCUGG
This is a messenger RNA of Aplysia californica (California sea hare), 797 nucleotides long. RefSeq names its product cell wall protein DAN4-like. Gene Ontology annotation, molecular function: calcium ion binding. The record is from RefSeq and is a predicted model, not a curated record. Gene Ontology annotation, biological process: homophilic cell-cell adhesion. The annotation marks the transcript as partial. NCBI's taxonomy places the organism in Eukaryota, Metazoa, Mollusca, Gastropoda, Aplysiida, Aplysiidae. The transcript is spliced from 3 exons. Gene Ontology annotation, cellular component: membrane; cell-cell junction.